Molecule: messenger RNA, 1976 nt
Organism: Dermacentor albipictus
Lineage: Eukaryota; Metazoa; Arthropoda; Arachnida; Ixodida; Ixodidae
Product: forkhead box protein D5-A-like
Biological process (GO): regulation of transcription by RNA polymerase II; anatomical structure morphogenesis; cell differentiation
Molecular function (GO): RNA polymerase II cis-regulatory region sequence-specific DNA binding; DNA-binding transcription factor activity, RNA polymerase II-specific
Source: RefSeq, a predicted model, not a curated record
UCGAUGAGGGACGCGGUCGAGCUGAGCCUCCAGAGCUGUCGUGCCGCGGUGGCCGGCAACGAGCCGCGGUUCCUGCCCGUGGUCGGCAGCGGCGCACCGAGCACCGGUGCCAGGCCUUUUCGGCCGCCAAGCACCGUCACGGUGAGCGGCGUGGGCGCCAAUGCGACACCGUUGACCACACCUUAUGAACUGGCCGCCAGGACGCAUCAGGAAUCUUCGCUGUCAAUGACGACGUCAAAGUCCUCUUCCGGCAAGUCUUCCAAGACUUGUUCGUCCAAGACGAAAAGCAAGGAGGACACGCCGAGGCCCGCGAGUGACGGCAAGGCUCCACCGGUGAAGCCGCCUUACUCUUACAUCGCACUAAUCACCAUGGCGAUCCUGCAGAGCCCCGAGAAGCGCUUGACACUGUCGGGAAUCUGCGAGUUCAUCCGGAACCGUUUUCCCUUCUACCGGGACAAGUAUCCGAUGUGGCAGAAUUCGAUACGGCACAACCUUUCGCUCAACGACUGCUUCGUCAAAAUCCCACGGGAGCCCGGCAACCCUGGUAAAGGAAACUACUGGACGCUGGACCCGGCCAGCGAAGACAUGUUCGACAACGGCAGCUUCCUGAGACGCCGCAAGCGAUACAAGCGCCAGCCACCGGACCCGCUCGGUGACGGCUUCUUCUUCGGAGAUCUGCUUAGGCACCAUCCUCUCUUUCCUGGCGCGGCGGGGCUAGUUCCACCGAUUCCGUACCAGCACCAGCAAGCAUUCCUUCCUCUGCCCGUUCACCAUCCGGCUCUGCACGUGCUGCCACCGAUGCCUCCGGUACCUGCGCCCAUGGUGCUCGGCGGAGAGCGGCGCAGCGGCAAACCACCACCGGUGUCAUCGCCGUCGAGUUUCAGCAUCGACAGCAUCAUAGGAACAAAGCUCAAUCACCAACAGCCUCGCCUCGACGAUGUUGGAGUGCUUACAGGAUUUUGUAGACCUUGCCUGCAGCCGUGGCCCCCUCGCUGAUUUGUCCAAAGCGCACUCACGGAAGGAAGCUAGUUGAGAUACUGGCGGAGCGCUUCUUCUGCCGUGCCCCCCUGCUCGUCGAUUACGACGCUUUCGAUGCAUGUCUUCGGUUCGAAGCUCCUUCUAGGAGUCUCUCGCUGACUCCCGAAAGUUCACUCAGCAAUUAAGGACCCGCGUGUGAAGCCUCAUAGCGGCUUGCACAGAGAGCCGACUCAAUGCAGCGCGUGAUGACAGUGCGGUGCAGCAGACGCGACCCUUGUGUAAGGAUCUCAUUGGAAGUACAGCCGUUCGGCACGGGGCAACAAAAGUUUCUUGAGGAUGACCUUGAGAGACACCUCUUGCCUUUGGCGGCGCGUGUUGUCGCCGCGGACCAUGACGUCAUUUCGUAGCCCUACGCACUGCAGCCACUCGCACCAUCCGGCCCCGUGAACGUCCUCAAGAGUAAGUCCCUUGGCGAAGACUUUGCUGAACUUUGGCGACAGGGAGUGUGUUACCAACUGGAACUAUACUUCGCGGAAGCUGUGUAGUUUGCAGACGGCAUCCUUCUUUGCUGUAAAUACAGUUUGCGCAUAUAGGUGUAAAUAAGUUUUCCAUUGUCGCUAAUCUGUGGAGUUCUAUUGUAUACUCCGUGGUUAAUGAAUGUACCGCCUUUAAUUAACAUUUUGUAUGCGUUAUUGGCUGGUUCUAGAUGGAAGGGAACAAUUAUGAACAGGUGCGGAUUUUAAUCCUAUGUCAGAAAUGUGUUCCCCACAUUCAUUUUACUUUCAAAGGGCAGCGGUAAAUGGCGAUGUUAUGAACCGGGACUAUGUGCUAAUUUUUGUUUUCUUCCUCAUUCUGAGGAGCCCGUGAAAUUACUAUCAGCAUACCACGGUGAGUGCAUUAUGGCGCCUUCUAGAACGAACAUAUAGCUGCCAAAAAUACUACUAUGUUACAAAAUAGUGUUUACGUGAACAAGACUGCCUCUGUAAAAUAAAGAUUGU